Lycium ferocissimum is the source of this 852-nucleotide messenger RNA. RefSeq names its product protein C2-DOMAIN ABA-RELATED 4-like. NCBI's taxonomy places the organism in Eukaryota, Viridiplantae, Streptophyta, Magnoliopsida, Solanales, Solanaceae. Bases 73 to 570 code for a protein of 165 amino acids. The transcript has 3 exons. The record is from RefSeq and is a predicted model, not a curated record.
GAAAGGGAAAGAGACGGGGCUUAAUUAAAGGAGUAUCGUAUCAAUUACCAAAAACAUCAGCAAGAGUCUGAAAUGGAAAACCUUUUGGGUCUACUGAGAGUACGAGUCAAGAAAGGUGUGAAUCUCGCUGUUCGUGAUGUUCGUAGCAGUGAUCCCUACCUCGUCCUCAAGAUGGGUAAACAGAAAUUCAAGACCCGAGUUAUAAAGAAGGAUGUUAAUCCUGAGUGGAAUGAAGAUUUAACUCUUUCUGUUGCAGAUCCCAAUCUUCCUGUUAAGCUGACUGUCUAUGAUCACGAUAUAUUCAGCAAAGAUGACAAAAUGGGAGAUGCCGAAUUUGACAUCAAACCAUUUCUAGAGGCUGUCAAAAUGAACUUAAGUGGCCUCCCAGGUGGCACCAUUAUUACAAGAAUACCACCGUGCAGAUCUAACUGUCUAGCAGAAGAGUCUAAUGUGAUUUGGAAAGAUGGCCAGGUUGUGCAAGAUAUGUGCCUAAGAUUGAGAAAUGUGGAAUGUGGAGAGGUCGAACUUCAACUUCAAUGGAUCGACCUUCCUGGCUCCAAGGGUUUAUAGAACACAGAGUGUCUGUAUAUAGAUGGUUUCAGUUUGGCUGCUGUCUAUGAAUGGGUUUGUGAUCCUACAAUUGAUCUCUGGUUGUGAUAAAUGGAGCUUUUUAUAUAGAAGUUCGAUUAAACUGCAGCAAUACUGCACCAAUCUGUUGUGCAAGGUUUCUAGCUUACUGAAUAUGUGGUUUGAAUAUUCUUUUCAAAUUUUCUUGUAUUUCACUGGAAUUGCUGUAGUAUAUGGGAAAUACUCAAUAUACAGGUUUGCAGAUAAGUGCAAACCUUUUUAUUA